GUCAUCUUACCAGGAAGAGAAACAGCAUCGCUGAGCGUAUAAACGCGUCAAAAACUUACAACCUACUGUUGCAUCGUAUUUAUGCGGUGUAACUUUGGUUUUACUUCACGAAAAGUCUUCUGUGAUCCAACGAUUUGUUUCAAGAGCCCACCAUGCCUGAUGAGAUGCAACGGGCUUUAAUCCAGAGAGGGGGUGAGACAGGUGGUUGCAGGCCUCUUGCGGCUUGUAUGUCUGAGCUUGACACUCAAGUUGUCGGCAUCCUGGGCACCGGUGACUUCUCCCGCUCGCUUGCCAGAAGACUGGUGGCCUCUGGCUACCAGGUGGUGGUGGGGAGUAGAACGCCCAAACGCUCUGUUGCUCUUUUUCCUGAAGAGGCAGAGGUGACCUCCCAGCUGGAAGCGGCCAGCCAGGCCGACAUAGUCUUUGUCGCGAUCUUCCCUGAGCAUCACUCCACCCUGUUGGAGCUGAAGCCGGCGCUGGCGGGAAAAAUACUGGUGGAUGUUAGCAACGGCUUGCAGAUCAAGCAAGGUGGGCCGUCCUAUGCCGAACAACUGGCUGGCAUGUUUCCAGAAAGCUUUAUAGUUAAAGGUUUUAACACGAUAUCAGCAUGGGUGCUUCAGACUGGACCACGAGAUGGAAGCAGACAGGUUUUCUUGUGCAGUGACAGCAGUAAGGCCAAGAGCUCAGUCCUGGGAAUGUGUCACAGGAUGGGCUUUCAUCCUGUGGAUAUGGGUCUGCUCUCCUCUUCUGUGGAGAUUGAAAACCUCCCCUUUUAUCUGUUUCCUUCCUGGGGCACGGCCAUCCUCAUCAGCACGAUUCUCUUUAUCUUCUUCUACCUUUACAACUUUGUCCGUGACGUCUUGCAUCCCUUCGUCAUGGCAAAGAAGAGUGUCUUCUACAAAAUGCCCAUUGAAACCGUCAACGUCACUUUACCAUCCGUCGCCUUGGUGAUGCUUGCACUCGUCUACAUGCCGGGCUUACUUGCUGCAUUGCUCCAGCUAAGGCGGGGCACCAAAUACGAUCGCUUUCCCGAUUGGCUCGCCAAGUGGCUCGUCAAGAGGAAGCAGUUUGGAUUGUGCAGCUUCCUGUGUGCAGCCAUGCACGCCAUCUACAGCCUGUGUCUGCCCAUGCGGAAAUCGGCUCGCUUCAAGUUGCUCAACGCUGCUUUCAAGCAGGUGAAAGAAAACGUGGAGGACUCGUGGAGUGACGAGGGGGUGUGGAGAAUGGAGCUGUACGUCUCAGUGGGCAUCAUAGCGCUCGGGCUGCUCUCCCUGCUGGCUAUCACCUCGCUACCGUCUGUGGCCGACAACAUCAACUGGCGAGAGUUCAACUUUGUACAGUCCACUUUAGGUUACUGCGCCCUGUCCAUGGCCACCGUCCAUACACUCCUCUUCGGCUGGGACCGCGCCUUUGACCCGGGCCAAUACCACUUCCUCCUGCCACCCACUUUCUUAUUGGUCCUCAUCCUCCCCGUCACAGUUCUGAUGGUUCGCCUCAUUCUCCUGCUGCCCUGUAUUGCGCAUCAACUCCGGAAGAUCCGCCGCGGAUGGGAGAAAAGUCGGCACAUCCGCUUCGUCCUGCCAAGCGAUAACUGCUAUAACAGCAUUGAUAACAUCAGCAAUGUUUGAAGAAUAGUAAAACAGACAACCUUCAAUUAAUUUGUUGCACUUAUAUGGAAUGUAUAUAUAUAUUAUUAGAAUAAUAUGAGAAUAGAAAUAAUUUAAUAACGAUGCCUAGUAAUAGUGGCUCCUCAACCUUAAUAAUCACUAUGCAUUUUUCUGCAGGAUUUUGACUUUUAUUUAUUUUUUCCUGUUGUAUCACUGAUGAUUUGGUUGCCUGCUUCAGAUUACUCUGUGCCAAAAAUCUGUCUCAAACUGCUGGUAUUGUUGAUUUUUGUCAAAUAUAUUUUGUCAUCAUUGUGCCUGAAAUCCGUUUGCUGUAACAUAAUUUUGGAUUAAAGUCAUUUUCUUUCUACUUAAAA
This is a messenger RNA of Syngnathus acus (greater pipefish), 1981 nucleotides long. RefSeq names its product metalloreductase STEAP3-like. Gene Ontology annotation, biological process: copper ion import. Gene Ontology annotation, cellular component: endosome; plasma membrane. The record is from RefSeq and is a predicted model, not a curated record. Gene Ontology annotation, molecular function: cupric reductase (NADH) activity; ferric-chelate reductase (NADPH) activity. The transcript has 6 exons. NCBI's taxonomy places the organism in Eukaryota, Metazoa, Chordata, Actinopteri, Syngnathiformes, Syngnathidae. The coding region runs from base 153 to 1628 and encodes 491 amino acids.